GCAAAUCUAGGGUGUUUUUUAGAUCAAUUUUCUGGGGAACUUUCGAAUCGAUAAACAAUUCAACCGAUCAACCCUUUUCCCCCUCUUUUUUUUUUUUCUUCUGAUCGAAGGUCUGGGGAUUAAAGGAAGAUGAGAGAAGAAGGGAGUUUUGUUCGUUUUCGAUACGAACGGUCCGGUACAGGCUGUUCUUUGUACGUUUUUGCCAAAAAUGUAUAUAUAUAUAAAACAGGUACAAGAACAAAGUGCAGUACAGUACGAUCAGUCGUCCUUUUUUUCUCCCAAUGGAACAGAAUGCUCGAUAUUCUGCAAAGUCAACUAACAAAGGCCCCUGAAGGAAGCAAGGCUGGGAGUCAGGGACUCGUACCUCUUAUAGUUUUGGUUUAUGGGUUGCUUUGCCUAGCUUUGGGGUAUGUAUGUUUAUAUUUUGUUUCUACUUUAUGUCUUAUUCCCCCCUUUCUGCGGUGGGCAGAUUUGGCACCUGGGUGAGACGAUGGCGGGUGAUGUAUAUCUACAAUUAUCUGUACAACAAGG
This is a messenger RNA of Aaosphaeria arxii CBS 175.79, 531 nucleotides long. RefSeq lists its product as uncharacterized. The record is from RefSeq and is a predicted model, not a curated record. NCBI's taxonomy places the organism in Eukaryota, Fungi, Ascomycota, Dothideomycetes, Pleosporales. Bases 130 to 486 code for a protein of 118 amino acids. The transcript has a single exon.